Trichogramma pretiosum is the source of this 2361-nucleotide messenger RNA. RefSeq names its product clotting factor B-like. The record is from RefSeq and is a predicted model, not a curated record. Bases 1 to 2028 code for a protein of 675 amino acids. Gene Ontology annotation, molecular function: serine-type endopeptidase activity. The transcript is spliced from 8 exons. NCBI's taxonomy places the organism in Eukaryota, Metazoa, Arthropoda, Insecta, Hymenoptera, Trichogrammatidae. Gene Ontology annotation, biological process: proteolysis.
AUGUCAUCUUUGUCCCGGGAUCGAGAAAACUUUUACUUUCUGAAGAGUAAUGUCAGAGCGUUUCGGAACGUAAACAACUUGGCGCCAAGCAUCAAUAAAAAAGGUGUGAAAUAUAUAGGGCGAUCGGAAUGCGGACGACUAUGCCUAAUAUGGUGCUUGACAGCUGAUCAUACACUGGCCUACAACGAGCAUGCUCCGAUCAUUCGAAAUCAGCCAAUUCCAGCUAGCAGUUUCAGCUACGGAGGUCAUGUACCUCCCUUUCGAGCGAUACCGAACCAAGGCCUUCUACCGCCGAUGCGGCCCUGGGCCCAUCCAGAGACGCCAGAGACUCCGGGAUGGAUGAGCGAGGGUAGCCAAGCGACGAGGAUCGGAGGACCCAUCAGGCGCCGUGACACGAUCCGACCGCCGAGGCCGCACUUGCAGCUGGUCAAGGUGCCGGAGUCCGAUCCGCUGACGACGAUAACCGAGACCCUCGGGGCGCUCAACACCGUUGGCAAUUACAUCGUCAACAUGACGAGGGGCGUCGAGUCCUCGGAUGCACCCAAGGAACUGCCCUCGGCCCUCUACACCAUAUCGAAAAACAUACUCGGUCGCAACGUUACCGACAGCAUAGCGCCCUUCGUCAAAGGCGUCACUCUACCCUUAAGCACUACCACUACCAGCACGACUACCAGCACUACCCCGAGGCCGACGACGACAACGACGAGCACGACGACGACGACUCCAAAGCCAAGCACGACCACGGCAGCAACGACCGAGGCACCCCUCUCGGUCGUGUCGAUAUCGGAAGUCGGCCAGUUACCGCAAUCGGCCAGUUUGAAGCUGCAGGAGUCCAACGAUCGAGAUGCCAAGGCGAGCUCCGACGCGUCGCCGAGUUGUAUGAGCGCCGACGGUGGCCCGGGCAAAUGUCAGGAUCUCAGCACGUGUCCCCAGCUGCUGCUCGAUCUGACCAAGCUGAGGCAGUCCAUUUGCUUCAAGAGCCUCUUUGUGCCGGGUGUCUGCUGUCCGGUUGACUUUGCCUCGCCAUCCACGAGCGUCUCUCAUAUUCCCAUUAUUAACACGAGGCCGACUUUGAAACCCACGCCCAGACCGAUUCCUUUGAUACCUCAUACUACGACUACUACGAGCAGCACGACUACAUCGACGACGACGACGACCACUAGCACAACCAAACGACCGCUCAUCGCUGAUCACGACUUCUUGACUAAUUCUACAAAUGGAUUCGAGUCGAUCGAUAACAAUUUCAUUUACGACGACGAAGAUUGCGGCGUCCGUAACGCCGGCAAAUACCGAGUCGUUGGCGGCGAGGAGUCCCUACCCGGAAGGUGGCCUUGGAUGGCGGCCAUCUUCUUACACGGCAGCAAACGCACGGAAUUCUGGUGCGGUGGCUCGCUCAUCAGCAGCCGGCACAUCCUCACCGCAGCCCAUUGCACGAGAGAUUCCCGACAGAGGCCAUUUUUGGCAAGGCAGUUUACUGUGCGGCUCGGCGACAUCGACCUCGAGCGCAACGACGAGCCCAGCAGCCCCGAGACCUACUUGGUCAAAGAGAUCCAGGCCCACUCGAAAUUCUCGAGGGUUGGAUUUUACAACGACAUCGCGAUUCUGGAGCUGGACAGGCCGGUCAGGCGCACGCCUUACGUAAUACCGAUCUGUCUGCCACAGGCCAAGCACAAAGGAGAAGCUUUUGCCGGCGCCAGGCCGACCGUCGUCGGCUGGGGAACUACGUAUUACGGUGGCAAGGAGAGCACGAUCCAGAGGCAAGCCGUGUUGCCCGUGUGGCGCAACGACGACUGCAAUCAGGCCUACUUCCAGCCGAUAACGGCCAAUUUCUUGUGCGCCGGCUACAGUCAGGGCGGCAAGGACGCCUGCCAGGGCGACUCGGGUGGACCCCUCAUGCUGCGGGUGGAGAAUCGAUGGACGCAGAUCGGUAUCGUCUCCUUCGGCAACAAGUGCGGCGAACCCGGCUAUCCGGGAGUCUAUACCAGGGUCUCCGAGUAUCUCGACUGGAUCAAAGGCAAAUUACGAUGAAGAGAAGCCUGGCAAAAAGCCUUAUGUGUGAUUUAAAUUAGUUUUACUUUGUUGAAACGCAAACGAUUUAAAUUUUCCAUACGAAUCUACCGAAGAGCUCGUUGUUACAUACUAAGCGAUAAAGAUUAAGCGCUUAUAUUCGCCAUUAUUGUCAUUGUUGUUGGUCGUUAAAAAAAAAAAAGAAAAAGUAGGCUUUGUUAAAUUUUAAAGCUCGUAACGCAUCGCUGCGUUGAUCAAGGGCGUGUACAUAUAUAACAAGAUAACGUCGCGUAUAUAGAUACGACGUGCACUAGUUUUUAACAUUUGUAUUCGACGCAAAAAAGAGUAUUCAAA